Hyaloperonospora brassicae is the source of this 582-nucleotide messenger RNA. The record is from the annotation of a GenBank genome assembly. Lineage: Eukaryota; Oomycota; Peronosporomycetes; Peronosporales; Peronosporaceae.
AUGACGACAGCAAAGGCAGAGAAAACGGUGCACGGGGAGGCCUUGCAUCCUCCGCCGGGACAAGACGCGAAUGGAAUUACGAUCGGUCAGUGGUCGAGUCCUGUGAUUCCAGAAGAGCCCACGAGCUGCAUGGCGUCGAACGUGAACGUCGAGGCCUGUUGCCCGUGCUUCCCUUUGGCACAGAUCGAGGGGCGUCUUGGCCUCACGUCCUAUUGCUGUGCGCUGUGCUGGUACUCGAUAGCUUUCGCGCUGUUGGCUGGGGCUUUCGCAACCGUGUGGAUCUUCGUGGCCCUGUGGAUCAACUCCCAGACCUACCGCGACCGCGUCAGCGUCACGGGUCGUAUCCUGUGGAUUGCAGGCGCGCUCACUCUGACGUCGCUGGCGUCGUUGCUGCUCAUCUACCGCAUCUCGACGCUGCGCGCGACUGUGCGCGAGCGCUUCGACAUUCCUGGGUCGAUCCGUGAAGACCGCGCGGCAGCGUGGCAAGAAACUGCUCGAGCCAUACAGCAGAUGCAACGACACCUCAAGAUCGACCGGGCCAAGUGUGGUGCCGUCAACGCUCUACCGGCCUACGUAGUGUAA